Messenger RNA from Acanthosepion pharaonis, 939 nucleotides. The record is from the annotation of a GenBank genome assembly. NCBI's taxonomy places the organism in Eukaryota, Metazoa, Mollusca, Cephalopoda, Sepiida, Sepiidae.
AUGUCAUUCUCUGUGACCUGCGUCUGUCAUGGCGGCCAGUACAUUCCUGUACUUUUCAUUAUUCGUAGCCAUCCAGUUGAUAUAUUUGGCAAUCAGCCUCUCUGUAACCUCGACAAAAAUGACUCACUGGCAACUCAUUGGUUGUCUGCACGCGAACAUACGCGGGAAUCUCUUAGAGACUCUCACGAAAGCGACGCUAUCUUCUUUUCACUGCAUUGUCGCUUUUUUUUUAUUUCCCGUCAUGAUAUCUAUCUAUCUAUCUAUCUAUCUAUCUAUCUAUCUAUCUAUCUAUCUAUCUAUCUAUCUAUGCAUCUUUCUUUUUAUUCCUAUUUAUCAGUCUGUCUUUUAAUUCAUAUCUAUCUAUCUAUCUAUCUAUCUAUCUAUCUAUCUAUCUAUCUAUCUAUCUAUCUCACCUGUAUAGCAUUGGAACGGCAUUUCAAUAACAAAUCUCCCUCUCCCCCCCUCUCUCUCUGUGUCUCUCUCUCUCUUUAUGAAUCUAUCUUAUUAAUUUAUAUACCUCUCUCUUUAUCUUUGUCUGCUAAUAUCUAUCUAUCUAUCUAUCUAUCUAUCUAUCUAUCUAUCUAUCUAUAUUCUUUUUCUCGUCUGCUUCUAUCUAUCUAUCUAUCUAUUUAUCUAUCUAUCUAUCUAUCUAUCUUUUCUUUUUCUCGGUCUCUCUCUCUCUCUCUCUCUCCUCUCUCUCUCUCUCUCUCUCUCUCUCUCUCUAUAUAUAUAUAUAUCCAUCUAUCUAUGGAACAAGAGAGCUAUAUUUUCUGCAUCUAUCUAUCUAUCUAUCUAUCUAUCUAUCUAUCUAUCUAUCUAUCUAUCUAUCUAUUUCGGUCGCUUCAUAUCUAUCUAUAUGAAAUUGACAUUUAUACAACCGACCUAUUCUCUUCUCAAUUGUCAGAUGCAACAAUGGUUCUCCUCCCUUGCUCAUCUUAG